Molecule: messenger RNA, 4026 nt
Organism: Hipposideros armiger (great roundleaf bat)
Lineage: Eukaryota; Metazoa; Chordata; Mammalia; Chiroptera; Hipposideridae
Gene: ANGEL2
Product: angel homolog 2
Exons: 9
Coding region: 43-1824 (593 amino acids)
Biological process (GO): 3'-UTR-mediated mRNA stabilization
Molecular function (GO): 3'-5'-RNA exonuclease activity; mRNA 3'-UTR binding
Source: RefSeq, a predicted model, not a curated record
ACGCUGGGCUGGCGAGGGCCCGGGCGCGGAGCGCAUCGGCCGAUGAUUCCCUUCCCACCAGGCUUGGCCUUGGAGCCCCGGCCCGCUUCUCCCUCCCGCCUGCCUGAGCCUCCGGGUCGCCGGCCUCCUCUCUGGCCCCUGAGCACCACCCGGGAGCUGAUCGCCCGCGGGGAGUCCGCCUGGCGCAGCCGGUCCCGGGGCGGCCUGACCCCGCGGGAGGCGCGCGCGCGCCGUUCACACGCCGAGGGAUACCCCAUGUUAACCCAUCACCAGAGGAGUCUGGGCAGAGACUGGACCACACCGUGGGAGAAUCUGCAAAGUUGUUGCUGGAACAGACAUAUUUCUAGUUGUAUGAGGUGGCCUGGACAUUAUUCUCGUGCUCCUUACCCGUACUUCAGUAGUAGGCAUUUUUCACUAAAUUGGAGACCACCUUGUUUGUUUGAGUCUAGAACUCAGUUUCAGUACUGGAACUGGAGACCUGACAACCUGAGCCAGACAUCUUUGUGUCAUCUCUCUAGUUACAUCAUGAACACUGAGGGAGAUGAGCCUUCAUCAAAACGAAGAAAACACCAAGGCACGAUAGAACGGCAUUGGGAAUAUAUAUGUAACCAUAAUAAAGAAAAAACGAAGAUCCUAGGAGACAAAAAUGUUGACUCCAAAUGUGAAGACAGUGAGAACAAGUUUGACUUUUCAGUGAUGUCUUAUAAUAUACUUUCACAAAAUUUAUUGGAAGAUAAUUCACACCUCUAUAGACACUGCCGGCGGCCAGUAUUACACUGGAGUUUUAGGUUUCCCAAUAUUCUGAAAGAAAUUAAACACUUUGAUGCAGAUGUACUUUGUUUGCAAGAGGUUCAAGAAGAUCAUUAUGGGACAGAGAUCAGGCCAAGUUUGGAAUCCUUGGGUUAUCACUGUGAAUACAAGAUUCGGACGGGAAGGAAACCUGAUGGCUGUGCCAUUUGCUUCAAACAUUCCAAGUUUUCACUCUUAUCAGUGAACCCAGUGGAAUUCUACCGCCCUGACGUUCCUCUGCUGGACAGAGACAAUGUUGGCUUAGUGUUACUCUUGCAGCCCAAAACGGCAAGUGGGGCCUCUCCUGCAAUCUGUGUAGCUAACACACAUCUGUUGUAUAAUCCGAGGAGAGGUGAUAUUAAGCUGACCCAACUGGCGAUGCUCCUGGCAGAGAUUGCCAAUGUUGCUCAUCAGAAAGAUGGCAGCUUCUGUCCUAUUGUGAUGUGUGGUGACUUUAAUUCUGUUCCUGGUUCUCCGCUCUAUAGUUUCAUAAAGGAAGGAAAAUUGAAUUAUGAAGGACUUGCCAUAGGAAAGGUAUCUGGCCAGGAACAGUCUUCACGGGGACAAAGAAUUUUAUCUAUUCCAAUUUGGCCCCCAAACCUAGGUAUCUCACAGAACUGUGUGUAUGAGGUACAGCAGGUACCAAAAGUAGAAAAGACAGACAGUGAUCUGACACAAACAGAGCUGGACAAAACAGAAGUCCUAGUGACAGCUGAAAAGUUAUCUUCAAAUUUACAGCACCAUUUCAGCUUGUCAUCUGUUUAUUCGCAUUAUUUUCCUGACACUGGAAUUCCAGAAGUGACCACCUGUCAUUCCCGAAGCGCCAUAACCGUGGAUUAUAUUUUCUAUUCUGCUGAAAAGGAAGACAUUGCUGGGCAGCCAGGAACUGAAGUUGCCGUGGCUGGUGGCUUGAAGCUUCUGGCUAGACUGUCACUUCUUACAGAGCAAGACUUAUGGACUGUCAAUGGGCUUCCAAACGAAAAUAACUCUUCAGAUCACCUGCCCUUAUUGGCCAAGUUCAGACUUGAGCUCUGACUUCUUUGAUUACCUAUGUACUUUUCUUUCCAAUUUAUAUUCUUUUUCAAAGAAUGUACAGAUUUUGCAUGUUGUUCAUUUUUGUACAGGAGUUCCUGAAGAGGUUGUUGAAUGCUUGAAACAGAUACCAGAAGAAGCAAGUUUACAACAGCUUUUUUUUAAUAAUGAAAGACUAUUUUCCUGACAAGUGAGAUCUAAAUGCUCUCUAUUGUAAAAGAGUUGUAUAUUUUUUAUUCCAAAUUCCAGUAAAAUUGACAGUGAUUUUUAAAUAUAGUGCAUCUUCUUUCUUAGUAAAGAAUUUUAUUUCCUGUUUUUGGUAAGUUUUACAGUGGGUAUAAACUAUCUUUGAGUUCCUGCGAACCACAACUCAUUUUUCUUCUUGAAGACCUGAUUUCAUUGUGAGGACCUUAUGUUUGUUGAGCCCUAAUUAGUUAUCUCAGAAAUCCUUGGGUCAUUCACAAGUGUCCAACUAACCAUUUUAGUUAGCUUUUGAGGGGGCUUGAUACUGCUUUUUUAAAUUGUACAAAUUGCUAAGUCUAUCUUGUUGCUAUCCUCAGCCAUAUAAUAGGCGUAUACCUACAUUUUGUUGGGGAAACAGAGAAGAACGAGGUACUUGACACAAGCCUUCGCUUCCAUCCUGUAACAGAUCACUACAGGAUGCCUAAGUGAGGCAGAGUUUUUGGGGUUAUGCCUUUGUUUCCCUAGCAAUUUUUCCCCCCUUUUUUCUAUUCAGUUUUAAGAAAAGACCCCCUGGGUUGAGGGAGAGAUUUUAUUUUAGUGAAUUAAUUCUGUAGAAAUUUAUUUUAUUAAGAAAAUUGUCUUUGGAACAAAGUGGCAGCUAUAAGAUUAUUUUUGUUUUGCCUCAGAAAUUUGAGGAAGCCAGCAAAGCUCUCGUGGGGAGAUACCAGCUUGGAGACCUAACACUCUCAAGUAGUCAUUUUAACUGUUUUAAUGGAUUUGUUUCUAAAAUGUUUUUUCUUUUGUCAUGAUGCAGCAGUGUGAGGUGUUGCUGAUAUUUUUUAUAAAGUGGUUAAGAGUGGGCCUAAUAAUUAAUCCUGCAGUUGGCUCCAUCUGAGUGUUUGAGUUAAAAAUUUUACAACAUAAAAAAUGAAAAUUUCUUCUUUUUUAGAUAUGGGGAUCAAAGAAUUAUGUGUGUGUUUUUACUAAGUAAUUUUAUCAUUGAAUUUGCUGAUUUAUAUGUUUUUACAAUGCGUUUUCUUAAUAGAAUACUUCAUCUUAAACUAGAAAAUAGUAGUUACUUUAUAGUCUUGGACUUUUUCGUGCUAAAGUACUUGCUACCAUUAUUUAAAAAACAAAACAGAGGAAUGCCCCAAAAAGGCAUGUGAGUUAUAAGGAUUUGUCUAGUAAAAAUUGUAAUAAACGAACACUUUUAAAUGUUUCUCAUUUUUUACUUACAGUAUUUACAGUUCUUUGAUUUUCCACAUUUUCUAAUCAUGGUUUUCAGAAUAUUAUGGUAUGUCCUAAUUAGCAGAUAUUGUCAUCAUCAAAUAAUACCAGUAGUAUAAUUAUCCCCUUUUAGUAUUGGGGAAAGAAAAAUUACUACUUUCUGUUAUGUGACUUGAUUAACAAAUAACUAUACAUAGGUCAUUUUUGACAAACUAACAUCCCUGAAAACAGCUGUGAAAACAUAAUUUUUUAUAUCCUGAUUAAUAUAAUGUAAUUUUAGACCCUUUUUAUGUGCUUCACUUUGAUCCAUAAAAUUAAUCCAUAAAAUUGCUUUCUACUUUAGCAUAUAGAAUGAAGUAGUAUUUUGUGGACUAGAGGCUAAAGGGUUGAUGUAACUUUUUCACAGCUUUUUAAAGCUCUACUAAAAUUAUCUACUUGUCUUUACUUUUUCUGGUCAGAAGAGCUGGUAACUCUGUUAGGGCCUAGUAUUUACCUGCCAAAAGCAAUUAAAUCUGACUAAUUGCUAAAAUCAAGUCUCCUACAACUUCAAGUGCUAUACUAUCCAAGUUUUAAAUGCAAUGUAAUGAAAUUUUGGUUUACUGGACACCUUUUGAUAUCAAAAGAAUUGCAAGUUUGAAACUUUUUUUUUUUAAUUUUACUAACGUUCUGCUUUUAACCCUUUGCUUUCCUAAAAUACUAAGUUAGAAUCCAGAAAGUUCAAGGGAUUGGGGAAACAGAUUUCAAGUCGUUUGCACUUUGUACCUAUAAAUUACCUAAUAAAUUAUUAUACAAGUA